AUGGCGGCGUCUGCGGCGGCACUGCGGCACCUGGCGCCGCUGGGCGCUUGCCUUGCCCGCCUCUCGCUGCAGGGCCGCGCUGCCGGGAGGCUGCUCCAGUCACGCAGGGGGAUCCGCCUUUCCGCGUCCGCCGCCGCACAGGUGACGGUGCGGGAUGCGCUGAACCAGGCGCUGGAUGAGGAGCUGGAGCGAGACGAACGCGUCUUCUUGCUGGGCGAGGAGGUCGCCCAGUACGACGGGGCCUACAAGAUCUCCAGGGGUCUCUGGAAGAAGUAUGGGGACAAGAGGGUGAUCGACACCCCGAUAUCGGAGAUGGGCUUCGCAGGAAUCGCUGUCGGUGCUGCUAUGGCAGGGUUGAGACCCGUGUGUGAAUUCAUGACAUUCAACUUCUCCAUGCAAGCAAUCGAUCAGGUUAUAAACUCAGCUGCCAAGACCUGUUACAUGUCUUCAGGAUCAAUCGCUGUGCCCAUUGUCUUCCGGGGCCCCAACGGAGCAUCAGCUGGAGUGGCCGCUCAGCACUCCCAGUGCUUUGCAGCAUGGUAUGGGCACUGCCCAGGUCUGAAAGUUGUUAGUCCUUGGAGCUCAGAAGAUGCCAAAGGUCUGCUGAAAGCAUCAAUUCGGGACGAUAAUCCAGUUGUGGUGCUGGAAAAUGAAUUGCUGUAUGGUGUUCCCUUUGAAAUGUCUGAACAGGCACAGUCAAAGGACUUUGUUGUUCCAAUUGGAAAAGCGAAGAUAGAAAAGCAAGGAACUCAUGUUACAUUAGUGGCACACUCAAGACCUGUUGGACACUGUUUGGAAGCAGCUGCUGUACUUGCCAAAGAAGGUGUAGAGUGUGAGGUUAUAAAUCUGCGAACCAUUCGACCAAUGGACAUUGAAGCAGUGGAAGCCAGCGUUGUAAAGACAAACCACCUUGUAACUGUUGAAGGAGGUUGGCCACAGUUUGGAGUAGGAGCUGAAAUCUGUGCCAGGAUCAUGGAAGGACCUGCCUUUAACUACUUGGACGCUCCAGCUGUGCGUGUUACCGGCGCAGACGUCCCUAUGCCUUACGCAAAAAUUUUAGAAGAUAACUGCAUACCUCAAGUCAAGGACAUAAUAUUUGCAGUGAAGAAAACUUUGAACAUCUAAGUUGUAAA
Indicator indicator is the source of this 1133-nucleotide messenger RNA. It is a transcript of the gene PDHB, whose product is annotated as pyruvate dehydrogenase E1 subunit beta. Gene Ontology annotation, molecular function: pyruvate dehydrogenase (acetyl-transferring) activity. The coding region runs from base 1 to 1125 and encodes 374 amino acids. Gene Ontology annotation, biological process: pyruvate decarboxylation to acetyl-CoA. The record is from RefSeq and is a predicted model, not a curated record. The transcript is spliced from 9 exons. NCBI's taxonomy places the organism in Eukaryota, Metazoa, Chordata, Aves, Piciformes, Indicatoridae.